Larimichthys crocea (large yellow croaker) is the source of this 3045-nucleotide messenger RNA. RefSeq names its product glutamine-rich protein 1. Lineage: Eukaryota; Metazoa; Chordata; Actinopteri; Sciaenidae. The coding region runs from base 330 to 2576 and encodes 748 amino acids. The record is from RefSeq and is a predicted model, not a curated record. The transcript is spliced from 12 exons.
UCCUGCGCGCGCCAGUUAUCACGAUAUCCCGCGGCGGAAACAUCGCGAGAACACGACAGAGUUACAAAUCGCCUGCCUAUUGGUCUGAGGGGUUAGUUGUUGUAAGAUGGCGCCCAGCGAAAUAUGAGUGGUUAAGAAAAAAAAAGGCAGCUAGCUAUCUGACGAACAUCGUGGGGGGGAUUAAAAGAACAAAACCGGACACACGGAGACGUUAGCAGCAGCAGCUCGCUUUCGUGCUCGGUGGAAGAGGAGUGACGUACCGAGGGGUUAGAGAAGAGGCUCGGCCCGGUUGAGGAAGAGAGAACCCCCCUCUAUAGAAGAAGACAGCGAUGAAUAACUCCCUGGAUGGUGCGGGCUCCUAUGAGGAGCUUGUGAGGCAGAAAGCUCGGAGCAUCCCUCAGCACCGCAUGAAGGAGUUCUUGGAGUCCCUGGCAAGCAAAGGUCCAGAUGCCCUGCAGGAGUUCAGCCAGCAAAGUGGUGAUACUACAACCACAACCACCACUAUGGUCUACCAACAAGAGGCUAACUGCAUCUACACGGACAGCACGGAGGUGGCGGGGUCAUUGUUGGAACUGGCGUGUCCGGUUCAGGUGCAGGUCCAGCCGCAGCAACAGAUACAGGAGUCCACGGCUCAGCAGCAGUCUGUACAACAGAAUACAGAGCAACAGAUAGUGCAGGUGCAGAUCCAGGGCCAGCAGCAAGGUCAGAUGCUGGGUCAGGUACUCCAAGUACCCUCUGGCUCCCACCAACAGCUUCAGGGUGUGACCACUGCACAGUUGAUUCAGCCUGGGGAUCUCACAGAGGAGCAGCACCAGCAGCUGCAGGCCCAGUUGGUGGCAGCUGUUGCAGGGGGACAACAGAUCCAAAUCCAGACUGUGGGCGCCCUAUCUCCCACCCAGCAGCAGGACAGUGCUGAGAGGAGGGUACUUGGAACCACCGUUGCCACAUCACAGGGAGCCGGUGUCCUCCAGCCAGCCAAGAAGCGCAAGGUUGACAUGCCCAUUACUGUGUCCUAUGCUCUGCCUGGUCAGCAAGUAGCCACAGUGCUGGCUAUCCCUCAGGGACAGGGACAGCAGCAGAGUUAUGUCUCCCUGCGACCAGACCUCCUAACUGUGGACAGCUCCCACCUUUACAGCGCUACAGGCACUAUCACCAGUCCGACAGGAGAGACCUGGACAAUCCCUGUCUACUCUGCUCCCGCUGGUUCUGGAGGCCGUGAGCAGGUCACACACAUCGCCAUCCCGCAGGAAGCCUAUGGAACAGUGCAGGUCGCUGGGACAAACACUACAACCAUGACCACAAUGCCAACACAAGUUACUGUUGAAAAUGACAAGCUGAAAAUCCCUGCCAGUCAAAGUCAGACAGCGCAGGCCGUUUCCAGCAUAACAAGCUCUGGAGGAAUGGGAGGCGAAGAAGUGGUGCACACGCUGGCUGCAAACACACUUUUCCCUGCCCAGCUGAUGAAUGGGAACAUCCACAUCCCAGUGGCAGUGCAGGGCUACUCCAACGCUACACAGUCCCUUAUCUGGGAUCCACAGCAGCAGGUGCUACACACACAGGGGCUGUCAGGGCAAGAUGCACAACAGCUACAGGGUCAGACAGUGGUAGCAGAGGUAGAUGGCCAAGGCCAGCAGCAAGUGCAGGUGCAGGAGCUGCUGCUGCCCGCCACUCUGAAGCCAGAGGAGGGGCUGGACGUGUGGCGGCUUUGGGCUCAGCGGAAAAACGCUGAGAUGGACAAAUCAGACAAAAAUAAACUGGCCCCAAUCGGCCGACGCCAGGCACUGCGUUUCCAGGAGGACUUGGUGUCAUGUGCAGUAGCAGAGCUCUGCAUGGGUCUCUCAUUGAUGACAACAGAGGCUCGAGGGCUGGAAGGGGAGUCUUAUGAGGCUGAUGUUCUCUACUAUGUAUUUCUUUGCAUACAAAAAUAUCUGUUUGAUAACGGUCGCGUGGAUGACGUUUUCUCAGAUCAGUACUACACUCGUUUCGCACACAGUCUGCACCAGAUCUUGGAUCCGUGGAGACCAGCUAUUCAUCCGCUAGGUUACGUUAUCCCCAGCCACGUGACGGAGGAGAUGCUGUGGGAAUGUAAACAGCUGGGAGCUCAUUCUCCCUCAACACUGCUCACAACUCUAAUGUUUUUCAACACCAAGUAUUUCCACCUGAAGACAGUGGAUCAGCAUCUAAAAGUGGCCUUUUCCAAAGUGCUGAGACACACAAGGAAGAGUCCCAACAACCCCAAAGACAAGAGCACCAGCAUCCGAUACCUAAAGUCAACAGAGAGGUUCAUAGGACAAAAAGUCACAGAUGACAUGUACUCAGAGCAGCUGGAGGAUCCAGAGAACCCGCUGCGAUGCCCCAUCAAGCUCUACGAUUUCUACCUCUUUAAAUGUCCACAGAGUGCUAAAGGUCGCAACGACACCUUCUACCUGACUCCCGAGCCUGUGGUGGCUCCGAACAGCCCCAUCUGGUACUCGACUCAGCCGAUCUCAAAAGAACAGCUGGAGCAGAUGCUUGCCCGCAUCCUCGUCGUCCGUGAAAUCCAGGAAGCCAUUAACAUGUCGGAGAGCGUGCACUAGUUGUACCGGAGGAGGAGAAGAAUAAAAUGGACUAGACUCUUCCGCUUUCUCUUCACCCAGCCUUUUCAUUGCUCAUUAUGAGUAGUUUUCUAUCCUCUUACACCCUCUUGUGGUCUUUAAGGGUGGCAUGUAUGUAUGUUUAUAUUCAUUGUGUCAGCAUAUCGUGUACACAAACACACACACACACACGGACUGUACAUACACAUACAACCAAUACAGAUAAUUUGUCUUAUUGAGGCAGUCUUUCAACCGUACCAUGUUUUUCUUUCUUUUUGUUGUUUGGCCAAAGGAUGUAGGAUGUUUCUUUUUAUUGGACCUGAACUCUAAUUUAAAUGUUAUUUUACUUGUUGGUUCUCCUCACCAAUAGUCUGAAACAAUAGUUGAUUUUAUUUCCUGUCUUUGUUUUAAUCUGUAAUAUAUUUCAUAUAUUUUCUCUGGGGUCGGCCUGCGCUAUGCUGCUUUUCUUAAA